Molecule: messenger RNA, 3505 nt
Organism: Morone saxatilis (striped sea-bass)
Lineage: Eukaryota; Metazoa; Chordata; Actinopteri; Moronidae
Product: helicase POLQ-like
Exons: 10
Coding region: 713-2563 (616 amino acids)
Molecular function (GO): ATP binding; nucleic acid binding
Source: RefSeq, a predicted model, not a curated record
AGAGAAGAAACGUUACCCUCUUCAAAGAUACAACGAACACAAGAUAGAGAACACCGAAAUAACUGAAAGCGAAGCGUUAGCACAUCUUGCUACUUAUUUUAGCAAAGUAGUGAUACUAAUUAUAUUUAAAACGUCUCAUUAAGUAACGUUUGUGACAUUUAUUUUAAAGGCAUCUCUAUGAACUGUCACCGUUUUUAACCCACCGUAACACGCUACGCACUUUUAUACCGCGCUACAAGGACGAUAACAUAUAAAGUGGUAGACAAUGGCGCCGAUUAAGCAAAUCGUUAUAGUGGUAAUUAUUAAUAAAUAACUUAUAUAAAGUUUACGGUGGCUGAACUAAGUAUAACUACUAGUAUAAGGAAACAAUCUUGGAAUUAAACAGUUUACGUUAGCUCUGCCAGCUUGUUAACCGGUAAAGCGAAGACGGAAGUGAAUGCGGAUUUAUCUCUUGCUCUGACGUUGCUGUUGACGGUUUUUAAAUGUUGGCUCUCUGAGACGUUGAAUCCUCCUCGCGAUCUUAAAUCAGUGAUUAGCAACAGAGCAGCUUUAAAUUAUUAACUUAUUUCAUCGACAUACUUUUAUACAUUUUUACAGGCAUUUGUGAUUAAUUUGUAGAGUUUGUGGAGAUUAAUUAGGGAGUCAAACUACAGCAGUGAGCUAGUUUAACAGUUUAAAUAGCAUCAGGCGGUUGGUGUGACAGCUGGCUGCAAUGCAUGCUGGGAGCCGAGACUUCAAAGUGAAGAGAGUUUCCUCGAGGAAGAGGUCAAGGGUCAGCCUGAAGAGUCACCUGACACCUGUGAGGAAGAGAGGAGGAGGAGGAGGAGGAGGAGGAGGAUGUCCCAUCAACUGGAGGUUCAGCAUCAUGGCUGAUAUUCCAGCUGCUGAGUUCUGCAGCGACAGUGAGGAUUUGUUCGGAGACUAUGACAGCAUCCUGGAGGACAGCUCUUUCUUGGCAAAGCUGGACGAUGCAGAACAAACCGAACGGCAGCGCGACGUCCGGCCUUCAGCCGCUGAUCGGCCGGACUUCACCUCUCUGCGUCCUCCCGAAGACGCCGUCUGGAAACAGUCCUGCGAAGACUUCCUCACCGACUCCAUCUUGGACGCCCUCGGGGACGAACCCCUGGAGGAAUUACCGCCCAGCCAGCAACAGUUUCAGGAACAGGUGGAGAACGCGAAGAGGAGCCGACUGCAGGACGGAGAUAAAACCUCCACGCCUUUGAGAGACGCUGGUGGGACGUUUGUGGCGGGAAACGCGGAGGAUAAAAGCAAGAGGCCGGCGAGGGCGAGGAGGAGCGUGACGGAGCAGCUGAAGAGGACGAUGGUCAGUAACGCAGCGUCUCCCUCCAGCGUUUCACGGACUGUCGUGUUGAAGGAAGCAGUGGUUUCAGAGGAGAUCAGCGUCGCCAUGCAGGCCAUGGAAACCGUAUCCGCAGAGACCACCGACCUCGGGCCGUUCUUCGGACUCCCAACCAAAGUGAAAGACCUGAUGUACAAACUGAGAGGAAUCAAGACUUUAUAUGACUGGCAGGAGACGUGUCUGAACUUGGACUGCGUUCAGCAGAGGAAGAACCUGAUCUACUCUCUUCCCACCAGCGGAGGGAAAACUCUGGUUGCAGAGAUCCUCAUCCUCAGAGAGCUGCUGUGCAGGAAGAAGGACUGUUUGUUCAUCUUACCGUACAUAUCGCUGGUGCAGGAGAAGGUUCGUGGGUUGGCGAGCUUCGGCCUGGAGCUGGACUUCAUGGUGGAGGAGUACGCCGGCAGCAAGGGCAGGUUCCCUCCAGUGAAGAGAAGAAACACGGCGUCGCUGUACAUCGCCACGAUAGAGAAAGCCCACAGCCUGGUCAACUCUCUGAUAGAGAGCGGCAGGGUGGACAACCUCGGGCUGGUGGUGGUGGACGAGCUUCACAUGCUGGGUGACGGCAGCAGAGGGGCAGUUAUUGAAAUGACUCUGGCCAAAGUUCUUUACACAAGCAAAUCCACUCAGAUUAUUGGAAUGAGCGCCACGCUGGGAAACAUCAGAGACCUGCAGACGUUUCUGAGGGCGGAAAAUUACACCAACGACUUCAGACCUGUUCAGCUGAAGGAGUUUGUGAAACUGAAGGACACGAUCUACGAAGUGGACCCGAAGGAAGAGGACUGUUUCAGAUUCUCACGUCUUCUCAACUUUAAAUACUCGAGCGGGAUGCAGAAGUUGGACCCGGAUCACCUCAUCGCUCUGGUGACUGAAGUGAUCCCAGCUCAGUCCUGUCUGGUCUUCUGUCCCACCAAGAAGAACUGUGAGAACGUCGCAGGGAUGAUCUGUAAAUACCUCAAAGAGGACUUCCUGCGGCACCGGGAGGCGGAGAAGGCCGUCCUCCUCCGCGAGCUGCGGGACAGCGGGAACGGCUCGGUGUGCCCGGUGCUCCGGAGGACGGUGCCGUACGGUUUGGCCUACCACCACAGCGGGCUGACCUCCGAGGAGAGGAAGCUGGUGGAGGAGGCGUACUCCAGCGGGGUCCUCUGCCUCCUCACCUGCACCUCCACCCUGGCUGCUGGGAUCAACCUACCUGCCCGCAGGUGAGCCACAGAUACACUGCAGGUUGUAUGGAACAGGCUCACACAGCCGGAAGCUCAGAUCAGAACCACCAACAGCUGUUACAGUCAGUCACUGAGGCACUGAGUGGCUCCCAACCAGUGCUGCAGUACCGGGCAGGUUCACCAGAACAACGGUUCCUCCACUAGGGGUCAUCAAAGCUCCAUGAGGGGCGUCACAGUAGGUCUGUAUGUCAGCAUUUGGUUCUUCUGAGAAAACAGAAAAUGUAAAGUAGAUUUAAUAGAACAAACGUCAGAGACAAGAAAACACCGAAUCUGUCAGAAAAGAAGCUAACCCUAACUUAGUUUAAGUUAGAGAAACAUUCCUGAUUAAGAACUUUUUACUUUUGUUUUUACAGGACAAAUAAAAAUUACAAAAGCUGUUUAAUCAAAGAUGUUUUAUUAACUUACACAUUUUUUUAAGUUAAAUGAACUUAUCUGGUCACCAUCCCAACACUCCAUACAGUCCUUUAUUAAAAACAUUUGAAUGAUACAGACAGCAGCAGUAGCACGUAGCCGUCUCUCUGCCACAGUUGGGUGUUUGUAUUGAUACCAACAGUCCUCGUUACUCCUGCUGCCGCUCUGCAGGCGCCAAAACCAACGUGAGAAAACGCCUUUCAAGUUGUUCAGAGUUCAGAUGUGAAAAAGUUUUUUCUUUCCACCCGUUUGAGGCGGAGCCGUCAACAUGUUCAGUGCUGGUCGCCGUUCUUCUUCUUCCUGUGGCAUUAACGGCAGAUUAGAUCAGUUGUAUGCUGUACCGAAGUCUCAGCUGAUGACAUCCCCUAAAUGGCAACUGCUUUUUACCAUAUAAACAUAUUGACAGUUUUAAUAUAUGUUGCUUCAAGAGUUUUUGGGCUGUAAACUGAAUUAUAUGACUUUAUAAAAAUCAUCAGUGUCAAUAUAUCUCUGUAUAUAUGUGUAUAUGUGUGUG